Porites lobata is the source of this 642-nucleotide messenger RNA. NCBI's taxonomy places the organism in Eukaryota, Metazoa, Cnidaria, Anthozoa, Scleractinia, Poritidae. The record is from the annotation of a GenBank genome assembly.
AUGACUCAAAACUCAUUUAAGACUUUACAGGAAGCUUUGCUCCUUAGUCUGGAAGAAAAGCUAAUAGAUGACGAAGAAUUUGCCGUGCUGUAUGAAGAAUUCACUCCACAAAACCUUCCGUUUCGCCACUGGGAUUACGAAAAAUUUUCCCUCGAAAACAAAGACCCAGCAGAGUGUAAGGCAGACUUCAGAUUUGAAAAGAGUGACAUCUCAUCGCUGGUGGAUGUUUUACAGAUGCCUGAUACCUUCACAUGUCCGAAUGGUACCGUUUGUGAUUCAACAGAAGGACUUUGUGUUAUACUAAAGCGCUUUAGCUAUCCAUGUAGGUUGUCUGAUAUGAUUUCUACUUUUGGUCGAUCAGUACCCGAGCUCAGCAUGAUUAGCAAUGAAGUCACUGAAUGGAUGUACAAUGUUCAUGGCCAUAGGAUUACCGAAUGGAAUCAUUUCAUUAUGGCUCCUAACCUACUGCAAACGUACUCUGAAGCAAUUCAUGACAAAGGUGCCGCCUUGGAAAACUGUUUCGGCUUUGUUGAUGGAACGGUUCGUCCCAUAUCAAAACCAGCAGUCAAUCAGAGAGCUGUUUACAAUGGCCAUAAGCGCGUUCACGCCCUUAAAUUUCAAUCCUUGGCCCUACCAAAUUGA